This is a messenger RNA of Schizophyllum commune H4-8, 651 nucleotides long. RefSeq lists its product as uncharacterized. Lineage: Eukaryota; Fungi; Basidiomycota; Agaricomycetes; Agaricales; Schizophyllaceae. The coding region runs from base 1 to 651 and encodes 216 amino acids. The transcript is spliced from 7 exons. The record is from RefSeq and is a predicted model, not a curated record. Gene Ontology annotation, molecular function: protein binding.
AUGACUAUGGCCCUCCACAAGCCUGUUCUAGAGGUCACAGCCUCCGCUCUCGUUUCCUCUGAGCACUACCUCCCGUACGAGCGUUUCGUCUCCUUCUGCGGUCUGAACAAUGCCGCGACGGCUUUGUCGUUCUCCCCGGACGGUACUUUUAUCGCAGCAGCCGACCGUACCAAAAUGAUCGUACGCCGACUCGAUCAGCCUCACUUCCCCGCCGUCAAAGCACCGAGUCGGUCUGGACGUAAAACAAUCGUGGCUCUGGCCUGGGUGUACUUUGAGAAGAGACGGGUCUAUGCUAUUGUGACAGGAUCCUUUGAAGGGGAGAUUAGUCUGUGGCACCUCGAAGGGGAAUGCAAGUCAAGUGAUGUGUCUUUCACGUCAGACGAUCCAACACCGGACCUUCUGGUCUUUGGUUAUCAGGGCGGUAUUAUCGUGCGACUUGAUCAAGAGGGCAAGUCUGUUGUCAACUUGGUCAAAGGUCCAGGUAUCAUGGCCUCUGUAGAAAUGCUCACCUCAACCGACCAAUGCAUCGUGUACACGGGUCUCUAUCCCGUGGCGGCCGUUGUUUGCUUGCUGGUUUACCUUGGGGUACAAUCCUACUCGAUACAAGACAUGCGUAUACGAGGUGGCGCCGUUGUCGUCGACUUUCAGUGA